GUCAUUAUGGAUAUGCAUUCUGCCUUCAAUUUUUUAAAAAAAGCCCUUUGACCUCUGCCCCUAGGGAGGUGGUAGAGUACUGGCAUCAGAGGAAGGGAAAAGCCAGAGUAGAUGAAGGAGGUCUUGGUGGGUUUGGUCCCCUGUCCUUCCAGAGGGGAAUCCCAGGGAAGAGCAGUUCGGAAAGGCAGAAGUAGGAAAGGAUGUAAUGCCUGAGAGUUUAAAAGGGGAGAUCAUUUUAAGUUCAAUAAAUAAUUUUUAAAAUCCCGGUGAAUUUAGUGGGAAAGAAAGAUGGGGAGGCCAGCAGUACGGUUCGUAUCUCCAAAGGGGCAUCUCUAAGGAGCUCAGAGUUUUAAAGUCACACAGGGGAAGAGACAAGGGCAGAGUGCCAGGAAUAGCCCUGGGGACGAGGCCACGCUCUGAACCCGAGGGAGGCCAGGCCGUGACCCCGGGCUUGACGUUUACUCCCGGGCUUGACGUUUACUCCGCUCUUGUGUUUCCUGUGUCCAGAGGUUCAUCUCGGGGCACGGAGCGUCCUGCCUGCUGUCCCCAGGUGCAAACGGAUGAGCCCAGCUGGGCUGGGAGAGGGGAGAUCAGGGCAGGUUGGCAGCCAGUGCGCCAGGGACAGGGAGAACUGCGCAUGCGCAAACGCCGGUGCCAUGGAAACGGGACGCAGAAGGCGGGGCUGCCGGUGGAGUUGCUCGGCUUUCUUCAUUAAGGAGAGAAAAGUUCUUCGCUGUGAUGCAGGAACAGCGGGUUGCUCGGGUUGCUCGGGCGGGCGAGGACAAAAACAGAAUCACACGAAAGAGAGAGGGCAACGCCGCGGAGUCCGUGAAGCCGGGGUGUGGGCUGUCUUGGCGGCCCUUCCGGGCAGCUCGCAGACUUGCAGAUCGACUGGCUUCGUCCGCUCUGCCCAUCGAGGGCCAACACCUGGCCUACACCGGCCCGGAGCGCGCCCCAGUGAGCGGACACCGCCUGGGACAGCCAGCUUCAGCGUAUUCCUGGAGACACAGACAGACGUGAGCUGGCGCGGUAGAAACCGGAUAAAACGGGAAUUACUCCACUCCCAGGAAGUCCAACUCAGAUGGUGGCCCGACGGCUGUGACCAGGGGAGAUGCGUGAUUAUCCCGCUGCUUCGCCUGGUUGCUACAGACCACAGGUCACAGGGCUCUGCCGCGCUGACCAGGUCCUGCAGGCGCAGAUGGCUGGUCCUCUGAGACCCAGAGAGGCUGGUCCCCCAGACCACCCUUUAGCCCUCCGCUCCCUGGCUGCAAGGUAUGUGUGCUGAGCUGAUAGUCAAGAUGCCUUCUUAUGUUUUCUUUCACCAAGAGGGUUGCGUUAUACCAUGGCCCCCAUGAGCCCACAGAGAAAUAGAGAAUUCCCAGGGAACUCUAAAACAGGACUUUUCUAAGAAGCUAUGCAAGCACAAAAUACGGCCCUGGGCAUAGGAACAGAAUGUUCUUUCUAAAAGCUGGAGUGAUUUUAGUCUCUCCCGAAGCCAUUCUCAAAAAUAAUAGCCCUCAUGACUGGGUGUAGCCGAGGCUGUUCUCCAAGGCCCUCCGGUGUCAUUCAGUUCAGGUAUCAGUAAUGGCACUUACCGGCCGCCCCAAAGGGAAAUGAUGGUCCCCGCGAGAGUGCCCCACUGGGAGCAAGACAACAGUCCAGCCGAAGCAUAAUUACCCUGACGCACUCCGUAUCCAGGUCCAGUUUGCAGGGUCCUGUCUACUUUCAUUUUCUCAGAGAUAAUCACAGGAGACAAAGCUUCCAGAUGGGGGAAAUCCCAGGGUGGGGGGUCGUAAAAGGCAUCUAUCUGUCUGUCCUCCGCUCCCGGCCCGACCUACUGGGCUUCUCUGAUGUCAGUGUCCUGCCUUUGUCGAGCCCUAGAUCCCACAGAGAGAAGAAGGGAGCCCUGCCUCUCUUCACCUGGCUCCGACAGACAGGUGUGGGUGUGCAGCCAGUCACAGCCAGCAGUGCACAUGCAUUGGAGCAGCGGAACGAGCACUUCUGCAACUCAGGUCUAAGGAUUUGCUUGCCAAUGUGUGAUUUCUCCAAAGCAGAAAUAUCGACAAAGCGAAUGUAUUCAAAGUAAAAGACUGGAGUAGGGUUUUCAGAGAUGAGAAAUCACAUCCUCAGCAUCAGACCAGAGUGGACAAUGAGAACAGCUAGCAUGGAUUUCACAGAAGACAGAGGGUUGCUUUGGGCUGAAGGAGCUCCUUCUGGGCUCUGACCCACUUGGGGAGGUGAAGGAAGGGUCCUAAGGAGAGAACCCACAGUCCGUGUGCUCCCACGAGAGGACAGGUGUUCAGCACUUCUGCAAGAGAGACUCUCCCCAGCAGUCCUGUUCUCAUGGAAAUGGGUCACAGUUUAAAUUCAUGGUAACUGAUGCAGGAGGAUAGCUCAGUCCCCUUCAGGCUGGGCGGGGCACAGCUGGAGGGAAACACAGUCCACAGCCAGGUCUGAGACCGCUGUCCCCCUCCCUGUGUCUACCCAGGGCCGUGCUCUUCCUGCCUGGCCACCGCGACCGUGCAGAGACACACACCAGGUGGGCUUCACACCACCUUCGCCAGGCACAGUCCCCGCCUGGGAGGGUCUCUGGGUCGCGUUGGCCUCUGCCCGGCUCAAAGCCCGGGCCACUCACACCCUUUGCUCUGAAGUCAAAGGGUUAAUGGUGUCCAGAUGUACAGAAAGCAGAGCUCCCUACCUUCCACUCUCAGGAUAUGCACUACACACUUAAUUCAGACAUAUGCUUGUGCGUGCACAUGUACACGUGAACUAGGGGAU
Fukomys damarensis (Damara mole-rat) is the source of this 2778-nucleotide messenger RNA. RefSeq lists its product as uncharacterized. Bases 561 to 1214 code for a protein of 217 amino acids. The record is from RefSeq and is a predicted model, not a curated record. NCBI's taxonomy places the organism in Eukaryota, Metazoa, Chordata, Mammalia, Rodentia, Bathyergidae. The transcript has 3 exons.